AUGUCCCUGCCCCAGAGGCUCGCGAGAUCCGCCUCGCUGGCGCGCACACUCGCCGCGCAGCACGCGCCCGCGAUGAAACCCGCCGCCGCCGCGCCCAUCAUCGCGUCCUCCUCCUUCUCCCACCAUCAUCAUCAACAACAACACCAUCGUCGGUCGGCGGCGACGACGACGGCGGCGCACCGUUCCGCGGGCUCCGGCCUGCCCCCGCUCUCCUUCGACGAGGGCGGCAAGUGGGGCGGGGGUAAGGGCAAAUCCGUGGUGUGGGUCCCGAGCACCGCCAAGGCUGGCCAGGCGAAAGCCUACGGCGGACAGGCGCAGCAGCAGCAGCAGCACGGGGGCCAGCAGCAGCAGCAUGCGCGAUCGUAUCAGUCGCCGCCGCCGCCCCCGCCGGCGGAUGGCCAGCGCCGGCGGUUCCAACAGCGGGAUCACGUCCCGGGCCCCGGGGCGCCCCCGCCGCCGCCGCCCCCGCCGCAAGCCACCGGCGCCCGCCAGUUCACCGCUGGUAACAACAAGGCAUCAAGCGCCAACGACGACGCCGGUUCUCGGGUUUACUGCGACUACGCCGUGUACAAGAGCAAAGCCGCGGCCAAGUUCCAGGUGAUCAAGCCCACGUUCGAGGUCAAGCCGGACGGCAGCCGGGCGAAGAAGCGGGACGGCGGGGUGUUGCUCGAGAUGGCCCCGGCGGUGGGCCCGCGGCAGUACGACUGGGCGCAGAAGCAGACCAUCAUGCUCUCGCCGUUGGAGCUCGUCGAGCUCACCGAGUCGCUGCACUUCGGCCGAGGGGUAAACUUUUUCCACGACCCGGGGAUGGGCACCAACAGGCAGGGCGCGAUGACCAAAUCGCUCAAGGCGGAGCCCAUGCCGGACGGGAGCGGGGGGAUCUUCCUCAACAUGGGGGUCACGACGGGCGGCGACGGCGCGAACGGGGGGCAGCGGGUCAACAUGAACAUCGCGGUUUCCUUUGCGGAGUUUGCCGCGCUCAGGCACCUCUCCGCGUACCUGACGCCGCGACUCAUGGGUUUCGCCGAGGUUUUUCGCGAUUGAACGAUGUGUAGUCUAUCUGAUGUGUUGGUGUAAAUACGUGAAUUCUACAUUCGGAACUUUUUCUC
This is a messenger RNA of Micromonas commoda, 1109 nucleotides long. RefSeq lists its product with no specific name. The transcript has 2 exons. The record is from RefSeq and is a predicted model, not a curated record. Gene Ontology annotation, biological process: regulation of DNA-templated transcription; defense response. Gene Ontology annotation, molecular function: single-stranded DNA binding. Bases 1 to 1044 code for a protein of 347 amino acids. Lineage: Eukaryota; Viridiplantae; Chlorophyta; Mamiellophyceae; Mamiellales; Mamiellaceae.